AUGAGCCAAGAAUCGACUCCCGAACAGAAGCCGUCAAUGAUGUCACCGCCGCGACCCGAAACGGCUCCAGUGGUGGCGCCGCUCACUAUUGAGGACAAGAUAGCUAUGGAUUCACUGAAACAGAAGAAUGCGUCCACUGAUGACACGUCUCUGAUUGUCAAUUUAGAUGACACUCAGAGCGAUCUUAUGGAUGCAGAUCUGGACGUCACCAACAAUUCAGAUAAUAAUGAGUCCAAAGAUGUGACACAAAACAAAUCGAUUCGCAAAUCGAUCAAUGAAUCCAACAAUAGUUCGGAUUCGAAGAGCGAAUCAAAUGAAAACAAGGCGUCCAGUAAUGAAGACAUGAAUAAGUCAUCCAAAGAUUCAAACAAAAUAACGGAGUCGUCCAAAUCCAAGAGUUCAAAUGUUCAAAAGGAUAAUAAACUUAAAAAUAAGGACUCGAAAAACCCCAGCGCAGCACAAAAGGCACAGACAACUAACGGCCGCAAUAUAUGGGUCAGUGGUCUCCCGCCCAUCACUAAAGCGUCUGAAUUGCAAAACCUGUUCACAAAACACGGGAAGGUAUUGUCCGCUAAGAUCAUCAAAAAUGCCCGAAUGACUGGUUCCCGAUGUUAUGCGAGUGAACAAUCGAUUCAGAGUCGUCCACAAGAGAGCACUUCCAAGUCAGUCGUCGCUCGAAACAAAGUCAAUGCUUCCAAACGAGUGGUCACUAAAACUCCCAAUAAAUCAAACGCUUCUAAAGAGAGCGACAAUAAGGAGACCAAAAGCGAUGAGAAGAGCGACGAUAAGAGCAAAAGCAAGGCUUCCGACGAGAAGACUGCGAACAAGACGUCAUCCGAAGCCGGAUCUUCAAAAACGGGUGAAAGCAAAGAGGAGAAGCGCAAACCAAUUCGCGCUCCCAUUAGGGAUCGCGAGCCCUUCACUAGACCUACCUUUCGUCGCCCCCAACCCUUUAUUAAGCCUUUCUAUCAGAACAGUAGUAGCUUUCGGGGCUUUCAUAGACCCGGUUAUACUCGUGGCGGCGGCUCUGGAUUCAGAGGCAGCUCUUCGUUCACACGCGGCUCGUCAUUCAUGCGCGGCGGGUAUUCCCGAGGAAUGGGUUACUCUCGUGGCGGUGGUUUCAUUCGAGGGGGUAUUCGACCGAUGAUAUCGGCGUACAGUCGGCCAGACGUCGACCGACAGAUCAGAGAACGCGAAAGAGAGCGACGAAUCCGUGACGAGCGAAGAGCGCGCGAAGAGUUGAUGAGAGCCGAGAAGGAUAUGGAAAGAGAGGAAAGGAUUCGCUUUGAGCGCGAGAAGGAGAGACUCAAAAUGGAUCGAAUGAGACUCGAGAGAGAAAAGGCGGAGUUCUUUAGGGCCGAGAAGGAGAGGGCGAAACUCGAGAGGGAGAAGAUUGAGAGGGAAAGAGAGGAAUUGAGACGAAGACAGAACGCGACGAUCAUUACGAAUAGAGUGGAUGACCAGCGCUCGCGACCAUCGGUUGUGUCCACUUUGACCAAAAGGCCGUUUGAGGCGCGCGACGACUCUUCCUAUUGGGAGGAACGCAAACGUCUGCAACACAUGCAACGAAUGGAUCAGCAAUUAAUACCCGGCAGACAGACCUACACAGAGUCGAGCCCUUCGGUGGCCAAUCGUCAUUCAAUUCCUCACUCGUAUAACAAUCGCAACGAAUCCUAUAAACGAAACACAAGAUUUGAGCCGCAGAUCACUGGAAACACUCGGACUGUGUUUGACAUAAGACGUCACGACUCACGACAUGGCGUGAGUCACGACAGGGACGAGAGGAAGAGUGGAACCGCUCCGUCGUAUUACAAUCGAGACACUACUCGAAACCCAUCGUUCACUCCUCGCGACCGCAAAAUAGGUGGUCCUCAACGCGAAGACUGGAAGACCAAUCAAUACAACUCUCGUCGCAAUUCUGACCGCUAUUCAGACAAACCAAUGAGUGGCGGAUCGGCCUCUGGUUUUGGCACUUCUCGAUACGGAACUGAUUCGAGGAAUUGGAGCGACAGGUCAUCGAUGAACAAAGUUUCGUACGGAAGCGGAGUCCAUAUGUCUGGCGGAGGGCAGCCGUACAACCAAUCGUCGGGCAAUCGAUGGAAUUCUGCGCUCAGCUCUUCCAAUGAGUCGCGAAGCAGAGGCCAAACGAGUCUAAACUCUGGGAUGAUGUCAAGCAAUUCGGGUAUUUCGGACUUGUAUUCGCAAAACCCAAUGGGAGCCUUAAGUAUGGCUCCCAUAUCCCACUCUAUCGGCAAUUCUAAUAUGGGUUCCGGAGACCGAUAUAUUCACAAUAAUCGCCGCUUUUAAAUACCCUUUCUAUACAUUUCCUGAUCACGUGAUUAUUGACAUUAAUUUUUGUCUUUAUUUAAAUUAAUUUAAAUCUACUGUCGAUUGAAGCAAAUGAUAUGCUCUGAGAAUUAAUUUCGCAUUC
Messenger RNA from Medioppia subpectinata, 2431 nucleotides. NCBI's taxonomy places the organism in Eukaryota, Metazoa, Arthropoda, Arachnida, Sarcoptiformes, Oppiidae. The record is from the annotation of a GenBank genome assembly.